CACUGCAGCCGCCAACGGUGCCGCUGUCUGACGAUGGUAGACUGGAAAGACGGAUGGUCAGGGCCGUCCCCGUCUUACCUGAACAUGCAAGUGUAACUUGAUUCGUGUCCGUUUGUAGUGCUGAACCGGGCUACACGUUUAUUUAGCGUUAGCUACUCAUACAACUUGUGUUUUUUAAUCAUGGAGGACGACUGUGUUUGUGAGUACGACUCGACCUGGGACACAGAGAGUGAUGGAGACGACCCGGCCGGAGAGAGCCAAACCCGUCGGUCAAGUCAAGACAAAAACAAAUCUGGUUGGACUUUAUGGCAUCAUACGCACAGAAACGUGAGGGCAGCAAAGGACAUGCAGAACUACAGAAGAGGAUACCCAAAUCUUACAGAUGAUGAGUGCUCAGAAGACAAAAUGAACAACUUGCAGUUUUAUCUCAAUAAGUUUCCCUCCGCUCCUGAUGAUAUAUACAUUGAGUCAUUUCUUAAGGAUUGGAAAAAUGACUACAAAAGACUGGAGAGAGUUCACUCCUACAUUCAGUGGUUGUUUCCACUGCGAGAACCGGGGGUUAAUUACAUGGCUUCAGAACUCACCAAGAAGGAAAUUGAGGCCUUUAAGAAGAAUGAGGACGCCAAAAGGAGACUAGUUGAGUCCUAUGAACUAAUGUUGGGCUUCUAUGGCAUCCGUUUGGUCAACAAAGAGACAGGUGAAGUGAAACGCGCAGAAAAUUGGAAGGAACGCUUUGGAAACCUGGAGCGCCUCAAAUGUCUAAUCUCUUGCAGGAACUUGCACAACAACCUGCGCAUCACCCGCAUCCUGAAGAGCCUCGGGGAGCUGGGAUUUGAGCGCUAUCAGGCCCCACUUGUGCGCUUUUUUCUCGAAGAGACUUUAGUCAAAAAGACUCUUAGCAGUGUUAAACGCAGCGUGCUUGACUAUUUCUUGUUUGCUGUGCUGGAUAGGCAGAAACGUCAGGAGCUCGUGCGCUUUGCCUACCAUCACUUUGAGCCAAAGGAUAAGUUUGUAUGGUGUCCCAGAAAGAUUCAGAAACAAUUCAGGAAGGCAGAGAAAAGAUCUGAUGCCAUUGGGAAUGGAGAUGGAAAGGAAGAAGUGUAUUCCCGGGGUAAAAGCAAAGAUGGAGAAGCCAUUGUACAACAAAAAGAGGAUGGAUUGGAUAAUGUUACAAAGGUUCAGAAAGGAACUGAUAAAACAGCAAGUAAAGACAAAAACAAACUGUCAGAGGCAUCCCCUGAGCAAAAACCAGAAGCUGAGACUGUAGGAAAUGGAAACGCAGAGACUGAGUCUAAUAAUGAGAUUUUGGGGAAUGGAAAUGACUCUACAGAUGAUGUUGAUGAAAUGGAUCAGUCGCCCAGUCCUGACACUGUGGCGGCAAAAACUGAGCCAAGUGCAGACAGUGAGCGCAAAUUUACCGACAACUCAAAGGACACCAUCCAUGAACCAGACAACGGUAUGCAAACAGAUGGGGACAUAGACACUGAAAAACCACCGAAGAAGAAGAGAGAAGAUAACAAGGUGCUGCCAAGUAAUGGCUCUGCUGGGGACUCAGCCAUUGGGCAGAUGGAGGAAAAAUCUGUUGCUAAUAAAUCCACUGGUCAAACGAGCCCAUCAGUGCAAACCCUACUUAAGACUUCAAAGUACUCGCCCUCUCUUUCUUUGGGAAGGGAGGAAAAAAUUCCAAGGACUGAAUUUAAUCACGUGCCAGAUAAAAAGGAAGAGGAAGACACGUCACAGGAAAAUGUGUCAGCAACAAAUGGGUCACUGACAAGCAUCGAAAAACCUGUGGAUGAAAGGAGAAAUGGGAAGGAGUUGGAGGAUAUUGAUAUGGCAUCAAACCCCUCGAGCUCAGACCAAAAUGUGGGGAAUUCGUGAAUGAACUGAAUGGUUGGAGAAAAUAAAUUAAAUUGAGCUUAAAUGAAACUUAAUAUAGGGACAGAGUAUGACUUUGAAAAGACUUUCUGGGCCUUAUUUCUACUGUAUUUGAUGUUUAGAUGUUGAGUCUUUUCACUUUGAAGGAGUAUAUGGAUUGAUUAAUUCACCAAAUGUGGGAUUGGAUGUGACUCAGUUUCUACAUGCCCAUCAGAUAAUAUUAAAGGAUAAGGCUGUUGAUAUUCUAUAUUCUGGGGGUUUUUUAUUCACCAAAUCCCAUGAAAAGAUCAAAAGUGAUGGAAGCGUAAGUUGGUCCCUCAGUACUUUCUGACUUCCCCACCCUGUCUGUUACACUUCCUUUUAAAGACAUGCAUCUUUAACAAUAGGUCAAGAAUAUAUAGUUCUAUUUUUUUAAAAGGCUAUUUAGUUUUACAGCUGGAUCCUACACAGCAGCAGGAUGGUGAAUGUGGCAUUGACUUAAAAUAAACGACAGUGCCCAAUGUUUAUUGUAAUGAAGGAGCGUGUCAUCUUGUGCAACAGUGCGGCCUCGUUAUGGGUUUCAUAGCCUCUGGACAACAGUCGAAGACGGCACGGAGGAAUAAGCUAUAAUCAGGCUUUGGCUACACAGACGAUACUUGUGAGUUGGAUAAAUUCAUCGUUAGUUUUGGUCUUUUCAUGGGAUUUCUUGACAAUAAGAAAAAUAUUCAAUAUUACCAGACGUAUCCUUUAAGGUAGUAACGACUAAGACUGUCAGCAACUGACAGUAAAUAUCUCUACAGAAUACAUAAAGCACUAUUAUUAAUGUAUGUCAAUGCAAUGAUGAUUUCAGCAUUUUUAACACCUUACUACUUUCACAAUUGAACAGUUUUUUGCACUGAGAAAUAAUUAAUUGGAAGAGCCUUUUUUUUUUUUUUCCUUUUUGAGCUGUAAAAGUAAAAUCUACUUCUGUUUUGGUUUGUGUUUCUACUGGACCCUGCUGUUCAAAUGGAUUUAAGACUGAAUGUCACUUAAGUUAUAUUUCAAUAAUGUUGCACAUCUGCAUGUUUUCAUGCAGAUUUGGGAAGUAGACCUUUUGAACAACUGCCAGAAAUGAGAUAAGACUGCUUGAUUGUACAAUACGCAUGUCUUCUCGGCAGAACUAGCUUUGGCUAUAAUUUAAAGUCCACUGUAUGUUAAUUUGAGAUGGGUGCAGACCAUGGAUAUUUAGAAGCCAAGGUGGUUAUACUGAUGCGUCUUUUUAUAUUUGCACUUAAUUUUGAAUAUUAAUUGUUGAAUUUAUGGUAAUUACAUAAUGAAAUGGUACUAACUUUACAAAAGUGCUGAAUUCUUUAUAUAUGACUUUUUUUUUCCUAGUAAAUACCUGGCUGUUGACUAAGCAAAAUAAAGUUAUACUAUUUUC
Molecule: messenger RNA, 3274 nt
Organism: Xiphias gladius (swordfish)
Lineage: Eukaryota; Metazoa; Chordata; Actinopteri; Istiophoriformes; Xiphiidae
Gene: ogfr
Product: opioid growth factor receptor
Exons: 7
Coding region: 181-1878 (565 amino acids)
Cellular component (GO): membrane
Molecular function (GO): opioid growth factor receptor activity
Source: RefSeq, a predicted model, not a curated record